Messenger RNA from Adineta steineri, 1185 nucleotides. Lineage: Eukaryota; Metazoa; Rotifera; Eurotatoria; Adinetida; Adinetidae. The record is from the annotation of a GenBank genome assembly.
AUGAAUAAUUCAACAUUCUUCAAUGAUUCGUUCGUACCACAAACAGGAGAAUGGGCAACUGUUCAAUUAAUUAAUCGAAUUAUUUAUCGUGGUUAUUUUCUAUUUCUUAUAGUGGCCGGUACAUGUGGAAAUCUUUUAACUGCAAUAACACUUUUUCGAGCGAAAUUACGUAAAUAUACAACAUGUCAAUAUAUGGCUGUUUGUGCAUUAUUAAAUAUAGGUGUUUUAUUAACAAAUACACUUAAUCUUAUGUUAACACAAGGUUAUCAUAUUCAUAUACGUAGUCUAUUUGAUUUUGGUUGGUGUCGAAUGAAUACAUUUGUUGCUCAAUGGAUACGUGGCAUGGCAUCAUGGAUACUUGUUGCAGUUGCAUUUGAUCGUUUUCAACAAUCAAAAACAGUUCGACGUACACAGAGAAAAGAUGAUUAUACAGUUAUAUUUACAAUGCUUAUUACUGGUCUUGUUCUUUUUAUAUUAAAUCUACAUUAUCUAUUAUUUACUGGCAACACAGUUACUCUACCAGAGCAUAAUACAACAUUUUUAGCUUGCUUUUUCGAUAAAAAUAGUGGAAAUGGUAUUCAAAACUUUUUUGGAAAAACUAGUAUUUGGCAAGAACUUGUCGUGUAUAUUAUUGUACCAUGUAUAUUUACAUCAAUUUUUAAUAUAUAUAUUAUAAAAAAUUCCUUUUUAAAUCCAAUAAACAAUGAACAUCUUAAAUCUCGUUCCAAAAGUCGUACAAGACGUGUAACAACAAUGUUACUUGCAUCGAAUAUUGGAUUUUUAUCACUUGUUGCUCCUGCACAAGUUUUUAUUGCAGUAGCAUUUGAUGCUCAACGUGGUAUGCAAUCUGAUGAAAAUUUUAAAUCAUUACUAAAUCAAAUAAAUAUUUAUCAAUGUUUAAUAAAUACAUAUUAUGCUGCAUCGUUUGUUUUUUGUUUUGCAUCAUCAUCAUUAUUUCGUCGUGAAAUCGAUAAACUUUUAAAUAGACAUUAUAAACCAAAACAUUCACUUAUUGGUACAACAAGUGAAGCAUUUGCUCAUUAUGAAAAUCGUCCAUUUUUACAACAAGCAAGACUUAGUGGAGCAUAUUGCUCAAAUAGUAGUCCAAAUAAUGAACAUAUGUCUGAACGAAAAAUUCAAAAAAGAUCAACUGAAUCAACGAUUGAAACAGAUGGAUUUAUAUAA